Messenger RNA from Vitis riparia (riverbank grape), 1675 nucleotides. Its product is annotated as 26S proteasome non-ATPase regulatory subunit 4 homolog. Gene Ontology annotation, biological process: proteasome-mediated ubiquitin-dependent protein catabolic process. Bases 100 to 1317 code for a protein of 405 amino acids. The record is from RefSeq and is a predicted model, not a curated record. Gene Ontology annotation, cellular component: nucleus; proteasome regulatory particle, base subcomplex; cytosol. The transcript has 11 exons. NCBI's taxonomy places the organism in Eukaryota, Viridiplantae, Streptophyta, Magnoliopsida, Vitales, Vitaceae. Gene Ontology annotation, molecular function: polyubiquitin modification-dependent protein binding.
ACUUAAACAAAACCUCUCUUGCAAGCAAAUAGUAGACCUUCUUCAGCCUUCUUUUCGAUCUUUCUUCGCUCUGCUUCUCACCCUCCCAGCUCUCCAACAAUGGUGCUCGAGGCGACUAUGAUCUGUAUCGACAAUUCCGAAUGGAUGCGAAAUGGCGAUUAUUCUCCCACUAGAUUUCAGGCUCAAGCCGACGCCGUUAAUCUUAUCUGUGGAGCUAAGACUCAGUCCAAUCCAGAAAAUACUGUGGGAGUUCUUACAAUGGCAGGCAAAGGGGUCCGAGUUUUGGUCACUCCCACAAGCGAUCUCGGCAAGAUCUUGGCGUGCAUGCACGGUUUAGAGGUGGGUGGUGAGAUGAACUUAGCCGCAGGUAUCCAAGUGGCUCAAUUGGCUCUUAAGCAUCGGCAAAACAAAAAGCAGCAACAAAGGAUCAUUGUCUUUGCUGGAAGUCCUGUAAAGUAUGACAAGAAGGUAUUAGAGAUGAUUGGAAGAAAGCUAAAAAAGAACAGUGUGGCCAUUGAUAUUGUGGAUUUUGGUGAGGAUGAUGAUGGGAAGCCAGAGAAACUUGAGGCCCUUCUUGGUUCUGUAAACAACAAUGAUAGUAGCCACAUAGUUCAUGUUCCUGCUGGUCCAAAUGCUCUUUCUGACGUGCUUAUAAGUACACCCAUCUUCACAGGGGAUGGGGAAGGUGGAAGUGGUUUUGCAGCAGCUGCUGCCGCAGCAGCAGCUGGUGGUGUAGCUGGUUUUGAUUUUGGUGUGGAUCCAAACUUAGAUCCUGAACUGGCUCUUGCUCUUAGAGUUUCAAUGGAAGAAGAGAGAGCGAGACAAGAAGCUGCUGCUAAAAAGGCUGCGGAGGAGGCUUCCAGACAGGAAAAGGAAGGGGAACAGCAGCAAUCUAGUUCUCAAGAUGCAACUAUGACUGAGCACGCCAAUGUUGCAGCUUCUGAUGCUGAUAAGAAAAGUGAUCUAAUGGAUGAUGAGAAUGCUUUGCUACAGCAGGCCCUUGCAAUGUCUAUGGAUGACCCUGCCACUAGCCUUGCCAUGAGAGACACAGAUAUGUCUGAGGCAGCUGCAGAUGAUCAGGACUUGGCUCUUGCUCUUCAAUUAUCUGUGCAGGACACUGGAAAAGAUUCAACCAGUCAGACCGACAUGAGUAAAUUGUUGACAGAUCAGACUUUUGUGUCCUCUAUCCUUGCAUCUCUUCCAGGAGUUGACCCCAAUGAUCCUUCAGUCAAAGAUUUGCUAGCGUCCAUGCAAAAUGAGUCAGAGUCCCAGCAGAAGAAGAAUGAGGACAAGGCACCAGAUGAGGAAGACAAGUGAAUAAUCUGAUGCUGUGGAAUUUGUUUUCAUUUUUCAGACAAGAAGCUUUAUGUUGUGGUGAAUUGGCCAUAAGGGUGCAUAUGGAUGAACUUUAUGUGUCUUGGGAGAAUCGUCGAAGAACAGAGACAAACUUUAUAAGCUAGGGAAUUAAAUGAGACCUCUGCACUUCCUUAGAUAUUUAUACAUUGUUGUUACCCAGAAAAUUGAGCUGGCCUUGUUUUACUAUGGAUAUAUAUGAUUGUGAGGUGCGUGAACAAUUGGCCAAUUAAAAUCUCUUGGAAAUUUCAUAUUGGAGUUGCUCGCAUCAAAUAUGGACCAAUUAAAUGGAGAAUGGAAAACCCUUUGUUACAAGGUUUUA